CUUGUACCAACCUACUCCUAUCUACAACCGAAGUUCUUUGUGCCAGUCUCCUAUGUAGACUGCUUCACCACUCCACGCACCUUCAGCAUGCAUGAGGAAGAAAUAUAUACCUCUCUUCAGUGGGACAUUCCUACCUCAGAGUCCUCUCAGAACUGUCCAUCCCCUAGCAAAUGUUCAGGAACAUUAUGUGUUGUGACGAUGAUUUCCUGUGUGGUCUGUGUGGGCUUGUUAGCAACAUCCAUUUUCUUGGGCAUCAAGUUCUUCCAGGUGUCCUCUCUUGUCAUGGAGCAGCAGGAAAGACUCAACCAACAGAACACAACAUUGCUGAACCUUACACAGCAGCAGAGGAAACACACACUGGAAUACUGCCAAGCCUUACUGCAGAGGUCUCUCCAUCCAGGUAAUGACUGUAGCCCUUGUCCACACAACUGGAUUCAGAAUGGAAAAAGUUGUUACUAUGUCUUUGAGCGCUGGGGAACAUGGAACAACAGUACGAAGAACUGUUUAAAAGAGGGUGAUGGUCUCCUUCAAAUAGACAGCAAAGAAGAAAUGGAGUUUAUCAGCCACAGUAUGGGGAAGCUCAAAAGAGGAGAUGAAUAUUGGGUAGGAAUGUUUCAAGAUGGACUCAGUGGAUCUUGGUUCUGGGAAGAUGGCUCUUCUCCUCUCUCUGACUUGUUGCCAACAGAGAGACGGCCAUCAGCCAGCCAAAUCUGUGGAUACCUCAAAGAUCAUACUCUCAUCUCAGAUAAGUGCAGUAGCUGGAAAUAUUUUAUCUGCGAGAAGAAGGCAUUUGGAUCCUGCAUCUGAAAGAUACAACUCAAUGCUACUUGUUACACAGUGUUUGAAAGAGGUCAAAGAGCAAACGCAGGAAGAGAUGGAUGGGAGACUCUGAAGGCAAACUUGCUUUUUAUUUACUCUUGGCAAUAUUCUGUAACGCUUUGCAGGUUUCAGUUGACCUUGUCCAUUGUGCCAAGGAGAAAAUUGAUUUAGAGCUACAGAAGACCUGACUCAGUGAGAACAAAGAAGAGAAAAAUCAUUUCCUGUGUGUUUGAAAAUCCAAAGUGACUAUCCAUACCACACGGAAAUCUAGCUGUCCUUGUGGGAGUUUUUACAGUAAUCCCUGGUUUGUACUUUUAGUAAACAAUUCUAUCUACUAUACUUACAACUGACAAAAUUUUCUUCAGGUCAGCUUCCAGUAAUUAUAUAUCAUAAGCUCACACACUGAGAGGAGAGAUGGAUUUCUAGGCUGUAACAUUAGCACCAAUCAUACACCACGGGUCCUUUGGCUCUAGGUAAAAAUGAGCAGAAUGGGAACCUCCAGUGUUUUUAAACUUCCUCUGAGGCCCAGGGCCUGGGGGAUGACCUCACAGAUCUAGAGAUUUACAGUUUCUAACCCUUGGAGCUAGGGGGCUAUUGCUCCGGGAUCUGAGUGCUCAGGUUGAAGGCUUAUAGCUUUUCGUUUUAAUCACUACUGGCUCCCAGUCUUGGCAGCUUUUGCAAUCCCUGACCUUUAGCAGCAACAUCAGACAGCCGUCAGUAGCAGCAAGCAGCUCCCACUAGUGUUAUAGCUCUUGGAUAGCUUUAGGAUGGUGGGGCAUUAACUCUGCAGUAACUACUAUUACAGUCCUCUGGUCUAGAAUGCAGGAAUCUCCCAGCAGCCCUUGUUGGCUGUUAGUGUUACAGCUCUCAGCAUAGGUUUUCUGUGAUCCUUGGUUCCAAAGACUGCAGCUGCUUGGCACUCUUCCAGGUCCCCAAGCCCAUGUUUCUCCUUCCUGGUUGGCCACAGUCUUCUGUCUUUACUCAGCUUUGCUUUUCUGCCUUCUCUCAUUUCUCUGACUCUACCAUUCCUCAGUCUCUCUGUUUCUGCUGCCCAUCCUUUCUGCCAUGGCCCCUCUCUGGAAUUUUUCAGCUGUUCCCUUGUCUCUUGACUGCCACAGUGACUGCUGUCACCACUAGAGCUGCUUGCUCUGCUUGCUUGCCUUUGCUCCCAUCUUGUGCUUCUGCAUCUUCUCUUUGUGUAAGCAGCUCAGGGCAAAGGAGGCAAAAAAGGACCAUUCGGGAAGUCUUUUAUUGGUGCUAAUGUUACAGCAUCAGGAAUGACAGAGGAGGGGGUGUCCUGCCUGACUCUAAAACUGAACCAAACAGCUCAUUUAAUUAGAUAAGAAGAGGGUGUAGUGCGGGUGUCUGCACCUUCACAGUAGCCCUUCAAGGACUGUGUUUGCACCAAUCACAGCACAGACUCUUGUUUACACAGUCACAGAUCUUCCCUAGAUUCAUGGUUGUAAGUGCUCCCCCUCUGACCUGAAUGAGAACAACUGCAGGACAGGCUGGACCUUGGACAAUUUGCCAAAAGGCUUCCCUUGCUUAGUUAAUAGUACUGCUUUCCAUUGGCUAUUCCAGUUGUGGGGAGCAGUCACAACUGGAACAUCUCUUCAGCUAUGGGUUGGUGCUAUUCUUCAGUAGCUAGAGGGGCUUCAGAGUAAAGUGCCCAAGCUGCUGGCUGGACUGUCAUGAGGGUAGUCUGUCCAGACGUUAGUAAAAAGGCUGCUGGGCUGGUAGCUUGAAUUCACAUUCACAGACAAGAAAAGUGUGUUUACAAUAAAUACUUAAUAAAACCUAAUAAAACAAUUCGAAUAGCACUUAACAGCGCUUAAUAAAAAUGAACAUAUAACAGGGUUUAACUUCUGCCCCAAAGCUGUAGAGUCAUUGAGUCCCUCUGAUCUGCCUCAGAAGGAACCAGGGCAUCUUGUGUCUAUGGUGUUGGACUGUGCUUUUCAGACUGGAGAGUUCUGCUGGGAAAGGAACUCUUAGAACUUCACAUAGGGGAAGGAUUAGUGUGGACAUCAGCAUGUCCCGUUGUGUAGGUGGAGCCUUCCACUCUGUUGCUCACAGAUCAAAUGGCUCAGUCUGCACUGACAAGAUGAACAACCUAGCACUUUUAACUGCCUGUCUCCGUGCCUCAACCUCCCUGCUAUAAAACUGUAAUACGAUUCACUUCAAAAUACUGCUUGACAGCACUGUCCAAAUGUUAUAUGCAAGCUAUAGAAAAUGAUAUUUUAGAUAGGAAAGGAUGAAUGAAAAUGAGUGCUAUCUACCAGAAGAAAAAUUAGCUAAUUAUGGUUAUCAUGUUCCGUACCUAUCAUGUGUCAUCUCUAAAUCAUACUAUAUAACAUGCUCUUAAUAAAUAUUUGAUAAAUUCA
Messenger RNA from Mus pahari (shrew mouse), 3200 nucleotides. It is a transcript of the gene Clec9a, whose product is annotated as C-type lectin domain containing 9A. The transcript is spliced from 6 exons. Gene Ontology annotation, biological process: receptor-mediated endocytosis. Gene Ontology annotation, cellular component: cell surface; membrane. Lineage: Eukaryota; Metazoa; Chordata; Mammalia; Rodentia; Muridae. The record is from RefSeq and is a predicted model, not a curated record. Bases 88 to 807 code for a protein of 239 amino acids.